AUGGCAGAUAAGGAACAAUUAACUAAAAAUAAUAAAUUGCAACGAGAAGUGGAUCAUUUACGACGGAUAGCAUUUUGUGGCGUAGCAAUGUCAACCGUAGCAACUUUGUCAUGUAUCAUAUCGUUACCAAUAUUAUACAAUUAUUUGCAACAUGUACAAUCAAUGAUGGAAAAUGAAGUGAAAUUUUGUCGAUCACGAUCUGGUAAUAUUUGGCGUGAAAUAACCCGGACACAGUAUCUUGUAAAGUCAUCUGGAACAUUACGAACGAAGCGAUCAAGUGCGGCAGGUUUUGACGAUGACAUAUUUUUUGAGCAUGAUAGGAGACAAAUUACGGCUUGUUGUGGAUGUGGAAUUUCUCCGCCUGGAAUAUCUGGGCCUCCAGGAUUAGAGGGUAGAGAUGGUGCAGAUGGUAAACCAGGACGUCCAGGGAGAGAUGGCCCAGACGCUAUUGAAAAACAGCUUCCUAUGGCACCACAAGAAUGGUGCUUUGAUUGUGAAGAUGGUCCACCGGGUCGAAUGGGCAGACCCGGACCUAAAGGUCCACCGGGAAGACCAGGACUGAUGGGAUUUGCAGCUAAAAGCGGAGUGCGAGGUCCUGCAGGACUAAGGGGUCAAAUUGGACCUCCUGGCACACCUGGAGCGCCUGGACUCAAAGGACCACCAGGACCACCAGGUCAAAUAAUUGAGAAGAAACAACCUAGAGGGCCAUCAGGUCCAGCAGGUGCACCUGGACAACCAGGAAGAGUGGGUAAUCGAGGUCUUCCAGGUGCACCAGGAGUAAUUGGUUCACCUGGAAAACCAGGAGAUGCCGGCAGAGAUGGUGCACCCGGUAAACCUGGUAAACCUGGUAAUCCAGGUCCAGCUGGUAUAAAUGGAGUAACAGGACGCUGUGAUCACUGUCCAAAACCACGAACAGCACCUGGAUAUUAA
Cercopithifilaria johnstoni is the source of this 930-nucleotide messenger RNA. Lineage: Eukaryota; Metazoa; Nematoda; Chromadorea; Rhabditida; Onchocercidae. The record is from the annotation of a GenBank genome assembly.